Messenger RNA from Williopsis jadinii, 3233 nucleotides. RefSeq lists its product as uncharacterized. The transcript has a single exon. Gene Ontology annotation, cellular component: endoplasmic reticulum exit site; COPII vesicle coat. NCBI's taxonomy places the organism in Eukaryota, Fungi, Ascomycota, Saccharomycetes, Phaffomycetales, Wickerhamomycetaceae. The record is from RefSeq and is a predicted model, not a curated record. Gene Ontology annotation, molecular function: zinc ion binding; SNARE binding. Gene Ontology annotation, biological process: intracellular protein transport; endoplasmic reticulum to Golgi vesicle-mediated transport; COPII-coated vesicle cargo loading. The coding region runs from base 268 to 3021 and encodes 917 amino acids.
ACCUGGGAAGUACAGAACCGGGAGAGGCACGUGACACUAAGCCCCCGGUUCUACAAUGCAGCACUUUCCCGGACGUUGUCCAAACUCGAGGAAAAAUUCAAAAAGACACCGUGGAAAGGGAAGAUCAAAACAAUCAAAAUCCGAAAGGCCAAAAAACAACACCACCGCACACACAACAAAGGGACAAAAGAACGCUACAGUCUAAGGAUCGGCUAAUUGAAGUUAUUGACACCGUUUUAACCUGUUGACGCUCAUCAGAACUGUACUAUGUCGCAUAAGAGACGUCAAUAUCCACAAGCUCAGUAUACCGCUGCGGCGCCAGUACAAGCUGCUGUUUCCCAACAGCCAGCGUAUGGUGGAGCUCCUGUUGGCGGAGUUCCAGGCCAACCAGCUUACUUCACUCCUGCGACCGGCCCUGCCAAUGGCCUUCAAUCCCCAGCGGUGUCGUCUGCUGGUUUCGAGCAGGUUGCCCACGGGUUUUCCAACAUGAGCGUUGGUGGCCAACCACAGGGUUACCAAGGCGGUUAUCCACAACCACAACCACAAGUACAACCACAGGUACAGCGCUCGCCAUACCAGCAGACACAGCCACUUGCGUAUGGAGGUGCCUAUCAACCACCGGCUGGCAAUGGUGCUUAUGGUGCAGCUCCGUCCAAUGAGGUUCAGGCAAUGCCUUUGAACUUGCUCUACCAGACAGAUCUAUUGAGAGAUUUACCACCACCAAUCUCAGAUCUCUCGCUACCACCACCACCAGUCAUUGUUGCCCCAAAUGCCUCUGUUGUUCCAGGUGCUCCUGAUGCCAAUGCGCCAUCAGAGGCUUUCAGAUCGACCUUGAAUGCCAUUCCAAAUACAAACUCGCUUUUGAAAAAGACUAGAUUGCCAUUUGCCCUUGUCAUUAGACCGUAUGUCACUUUGAAGAACGACGUCAAACCGGUCAACGAAGUUACUGAUCUGAUCAUCUCACGUUGUCGUCGUUGUCGUGCUUACAUUAACCCUUAUGUCCAAUUCCAGCAGGAUAACAAGAGAUGGAGAUGUAACUUCUGUUCCCUCGCCAAUGAUGUUCCUGCUGGGUUCGAUCAUAACGAAAUGUACGGAUCUGUGAACAGAUACGAAAGAAACGAAUUGAACCACUCGGUUGUUGAGUUCAUUGCUCCACCGGAGUAUAUGAUUAGACCUCCACAACCACUAGCUUAUGUCUUUGUCAUUGACGUGUCUGUGACUGCUGUCAGAUCAGGUUUGGUUGCCACCGCUGCCACCACCAUUUUAGAGACUUUGGACAGAAUUCCAAACAAGGAUGAUAGAACCAGAGUUGGAUUCAUCGCUGUGGAUUCCUCAUUGAACUAUUUCAACAUCCCAGAGGACACUGAAUCCGGUGAGACCUCUAUCUUAGUUGUCCCAGACUUGGAGGAACCAUUCUCUCCAUACCCAGAGUCUCUUGUUGUCAAUUUGACGUUAGCCAGAAAGAACAUCGAAAAGUUGUUGGAAAACUUGAACAGUUUGUUUAGCGACAAUUUGAACCCAGGUUUUGCUCUUGGUCCAGCUCUUAAAUCGGCACAUAACUUGAUUGAGAAUACUGGAGGUAAGAUUAUCACCCUGGCUGCUAGUUUGCCAAACGUCGGUACCGGUAAGCUUCCUGUUAGAGAUGCCUCCGCUGUUGCAAAUACUUCAAAGGAGGCAUCUGCUCUUCUGAACGCCAAUGAUUCCUUCUACAAGUCAUUUGCUGUUGACUGUAACAAGUCUCAAGUUACCGUUGAGUUCUUCCUUACAGGAGCAAGUUACCAAGAUGUUGCAACAUUGGCGAACUUGCCAAGAUACACCGCUGGUCAAACUCACUACUACCCAGCUUGGUCUGCCACUAGUAUUGAGGAUGUUACCAAAUUGUCUAAGGAAUUGUCCAAUGUUAUUACUCAGGAUAUUGCCUUGGAGGCUGUUUUGAGAACCAGAGGAUCGAGUGGACUGACUACAAAAACUUUCUACGGUAACUUCUUCAGUAGAUCAUCCGAUUUGUGCUCUUUCCCAACUUUCCCAAGGGAUCAAAGUUAUGUUAUUGAGAUUUCCAUUGACGAGAACCUCACGAAACCACUUGCCUUCUUCCAAUCAGCCGUUCUCCACACUACCAUUAAUGGUGAAAGAAGAAUUAGAGUCAUCACAGCGGCUCUUCCAACUACAUCUAACAUUUCUGACGUGUUUGCAUCUGCUGACCAAUUGGCCAUCACUAAUUAUUUCACUCAUAAGGCCAUCCAAAAGGUUUACAACGGUUCGUUCAACGACGCCAGAGAGCUCUUGUCGAAACACAUGCUCGAUAUCUUCAACGUUUUCAAGAAGGAAGUCGUUGCUGGUAAUGUUGGUGGUGCAUCUCCACUGAUGUUGGCAAACAAUCUGAGAAUGUUGCCUCUGUUGUUGCACGCAUUGACCAAACACAUUGGUUUCAGAUCUGGUGUGGUUCCACCAGACCACAGAGCCAAUGCCUUGAACUUGUUAGGAUCCUUGCCAUUGCCACAAUUGAUCAGAUACAUAUACCCAACUGUCUAUUCUCUUCAUGACAUGGCGGAUGAUGCUGGCUUCCCUAAUGAGGAGACUGGUGAUAUUGUUUUACCAGAUGCCAUCAAUGCUAGCGCUGAAUCCUUCGAGAGAUACGGGUUGUAUUUGAUCAAUACCACUACCGAGUUGUUCUUGUGGAUCGGAGGUGACGCCGUUCCAGAGCUGGUGAGCGAUGUCUUUGGUGUUCCAGAUAUCUUCCAGGUUCCAAUUGGUAAAGUUGAGCUUGCCGAGCUGGACAGUGAGUUUAACCAAAGAGUUAGAAACAUCAUCAGUAAAGUCAGAGAAGGUGUUGAUACGUCGAUAUACGAGAACUUGUUUAUCGUUAGAGGGGGUUCAGCCAAUGAGCCAUUGGAUGCCAAUGCUCAACAGGUGAGCUCUUUCAGAUUGUGGGCAUCUUCCCAAUUGGUUGAGGAUAGAAUCGCCAACCAACCAAGUUACCGUGAGUACUUGGCCAAGACCAAGGAUAAGCUUAGCGCGUGAAAGAUUUGAUUUUGUAUUUUCUUCUUUUUUCUUUUCGUUUUAUCUAGAUUGUAAAGAAGGAGAAAGGAAAAGUGUUUGAUAAAUAAACUGAAUUGUACAGACUGAAGUUAAAGUUGAUAUGGGUGUAGUAGUAGUAGUAGUAGUAGUAGUAGUAGUAGUAGUAGUAGUAGUAGUAGUAGUAGUAGUAGUAGUAGUAGUAGUAGUAGUAGUAG